UUUUAAUUCAUAUCUGAGUGGGCGGUGGCGUUUCGUGUUGGCGGUCUGGCUCCGCUGGGCAGGGGGUAACUUUACUGGUUUGGGGUGGUUUUUAGUUUAAUUUCUCUUUUCUAGCUUCGCAUCGCGGGCCAGUUCUUCCUUUCUAGUCAACUGAGGCCAUGUCAGGAGACGGCGCCCCGGAGCAGGCAGCUGAGUAUGUCCCAGAGAAGGUGAAGAAAGCGGAAAAGAAAUUAGAAGAGAAUCCAUAUGACCUUGACGCUUGGAGCAUUCUCAUUCGAGAGGCACAGAAUCAACCUAUAGACAAAGCACGGAAGACUUAUGAACGCCUUGUUGCCCAGUUCCCCAGUUCUGGCAGAUUCUGGAAACUAUACAUUGAAGCAGAGAUAAAAGCUAAAAAUUAUGACAAGGUUGAAAAGCUAUUCCAGAGAUGCCUUAUGAAGGUUUUGCACAUUGAUUUAUGGAAGUGUUAUCUUUCAUAUGUUCGAGAAACCAAGGGUAAACUGCCAAGUUACAAAGAAAAAAUGGCUCAAGCAUAUGACUUUGCACUAGAUAAAAUUGGAAUGGAAAUUAUGUCUUAUCAGAUUUGGGUGGAUUACAUCAAUUUCUUAAAAGGCGUGGAAGCUGUUGGGUCUUAUGCAGAAAAUCAGAGAAUAACAGCUGUCCGAAGAGUUUAUCAACGAGGUUGUGUUAAUCCAAUGAUCAACAUUGAACAACUCUGGAGAGACUAUAACAAGUAUGAAGAGGGUAUCAAUAUUCAUUUAGCUAAAAAAAUGAUUGAAGAUCGGAGUCGAGAUUACAUGAAUGCUAGACGUGUCGCAAAGGAAUAUGAGACAGUAAUGAAAGGUUUGGACCGCAAUGCUCCCUCAGUGCCUCCUCAGAAUACUCCCCAAGAAGCCCAGCAGGUGGAUAUGUGGAAGAAAUACAUACAGUGGGAAAAGAGCAACCCUCUUCGUACAGAAGAUCAGACGCUUAUCACAAAAAGAGUUAUGUUUGCUUAUGAACAGUGCCUGCUUGUACUUGGCCAUCACCCUGAUAUUUGGUAUGAAGCUGCCCAGUAUCUUGAGCAGUCAAGUAAACUGCUUGCAGAAAAGGGGGAUAUGAAUAAUGCCAAAUUAUUUAGUGAUGAAGCUGCUAAUAUAUAUGAAAGAGCUAUAAGCACUUUAUUAAAGAAGAAUAUGCUUCUUUAUUUUGCAUAUGCAGAUUAUGAAGAGAGUCGCAUGAAGUAUGAGAAAGUUCACAGUAUAUAUAACAGACUUCUGGCAAUUGAGGAUAUUGACCCAACCUUGGUAUAUAUCCAAUAUAUGAAAUUUGCAAGAAGAGCAGAAGGUAUCAAAUCUGGAAGAAUGAUAUUUAAAAAAGCAAGAGAAGAUACCAGAACCCGCCACCACGUCUAUGUUACUGCAGCACUCAUGGAGUAUUACUGUAGUAAGGACAAAUCUGUUGCCUUUAAGAUUUUUGAGCUGGGUCUAAAGAAAUAUGGAGACAUUCCAGAAUAUGUCUUGGCCUAUAUUGAUUAUCUUUCCCACCUGAAUGAGGACAAUAAUACCCGAGUUUUGUUUGAACGAGUCUUAACCUCUGGAAGCCUUCCUCCUGAGAAGUCUGGAGAAAUCUGGGCCCGAUUUCUAGCUUUUGAAAGUAACAUUGGUGAUCUAGCUAGCAUACUCAAAGUGGAGAAAAGACGGUUUACAGCAUUCAAAGAAGAGUAUGAAGGCAAAGAAACAGCUUUACUGGUGGAUAGAUAUAAGUUCAUGGACUUAUAUCCUUGCUCGGCAAGUGAACUAAAAGCACUUGGUUAUAAGGAUGUCUCCCGUGCUAAGCUAGCAGCUAUCAUUCCAGACCCAGUGGUAGCUCCUUCUAUAGUGCCUGUUCUGAAAGAUGAAGUGGAUAGAAAACCAGAAUACCCUAAACCAGACACUCAGCAGAUGAUUCCAUUUCAGCCACGACAUUUAGCACCACCCGGCUUGCACCCUGUUCCUGGGGGCGUUUUCCCAGUGCCGCCUGCGGCCGUCGUUCUAAUGAAACUUCUCCCUCCUCCCAUCUGCUUCCAGGGUCCUUUUGUACAAGUGGAUGAACUGAUGGAAAUUUUCCGAAGAUGCAAGAUACCAAAUACCGUCGAGGAAGCCGUGCGGAUCAUUACAGGCGGCGCCCCGGAGCUGGCGGUGGAGGGGAACGGCCCGGUGGAGAGCAACGCCGUACUCACCAAAGCGGUCAAGAGGCCCAACGAAGAUUCCGACGACGAUGAAGAAAAGGGAGCCGUCGUUCCCCCCGUUCAUGACAUCUACAGAGCACGGCAGCAGAAGCGAAUUCGGUGAGGCGGGCUCCAACCAGCCUCUGGAAGAAAACUCCAGGAUUCCGUUUUUUGCCUCUUAAGUCGUAUGUUUAAGAGACAAUGCUUUGUUACAAGGUUCUUGGAAACAAAGUUGUAUUGUCAUUGGUGCCUCUAUCAUAUGGUUCUUGAGAAAAAAACCAACCAACCUGUGUGAAUUUUAGAAUAUGGAACAGAUCUGUGCUCUAAGCAAAACUAGGUUUUCAAAAAUGUGAGAACAGCACAAAAUGGCAGAACCACAUUUUGUUCCCUCUUCAAGGGUGUCUUGUAUGUGCCGCUUGAAGAUUUGUGAGUUUUCAACAGUUUUAUUUUAAAAACUGGAUGGCUUAUGAUUGUAAAGCAUUUUAUCACAUUUUCUGAAAACAGUUCUGUUUGCUUAUGUAGAGUCCUGCCUUAUUGUUUGUUUUUAUUUAUGGCAGAAUGUAUGGAACCGGUUUUGUAGUUUAAAAUUUUAAAACAAUCCUUUAAAAAAAAUAAAAGGAUCUCAAAAAUGUCAUGCCUCCUGCUGCUUCCAUUCAGAAUUUAUUUAAAAU
This is a messenger RNA of Enhydra lutris kenyoni (northern sea otter), 2859 nucleotides long. Its product is annotated as cleavage stimulation factor subunit 3. The record is from RefSeq and is a predicted model, not a curated record. Lineage: Eukaryota; Metazoa; Chordata; Mammalia; Carnivora; Mustelidae. The transcript has 21 exons. Gene Ontology annotation, biological process: mRNA 3'-end processing. Gene Ontology annotation, molecular function: mRNA binding; protein binding. Gene Ontology annotation, cellular component: nucleus. The coding region runs from base 159 to 2312 and encodes 717 amino acids.